AAGUUGGCGGUAAUUGGCGCUGGUUUGAUGGGUAGUGGCAUAGCAAAUGUUUCCAUUGACAAAGGUAUUCAAACGUAUUUGGUGGAUAUGAACGAUAUAGCCAUAGCACGUGGCCAAAAUCACAUCCACAAGCACUACGAUGGGCUAGUGAAACGGCGUCGAAUCACGGAUUAUCAGCGACAUAAAUUUAUGGCAAAUCUCAAACCCACUUUUUCGUAUAGCGAUUUGCGCGAUUGCGACGCUGUUAUCGAGGCUGUAUUCGAAGAAUUACCGCUGAAACACAAAAUCAUCAAGCAGCUCGAAUCGGUCGUCCCAGAGCACUGUAUUAUUGCAUCAAACACUUCGGCACUUCCAAUCACCCAAAUUGCAUCAAUAUCCACGCGACCGGAACGCAUCAUCGGGAUGCAUUAUUUUUCACCGGUCGAAAAAAUGGAGCUCUUGGAAGUGAUAACAACAAAGAAGACAAGCAAAGAAACUAUUGCCAAAGCAGCCCAGUUGGGUUUGGCACAAAAUAAAUUAGUGGUUAUCGUGAAAGAUUGUCCAGGAUUUUUUGUUGUUCGCUGUCUAGCACCAAUGAUGAGCGAAGCUGGCCGAUUGUUGCAAGAAGGUGUUUCACCGGAAGAAUUGGAUAAAAUAACGAAAGAUUAUGGUUUCCCGGUUGGCGCAGCAACCCUGAUGGAUGAAGUAGGCUUGGAUGUAUCACAACAUGUUGCCGAAUUUUUAGGACAAGCUUUGGGUCCACGUAUUGGUGGUAGUUCAGUGGAGCUAUUGAAGGAAAUGGUAGCAUCGGGUUUCAAAGGUCGCAAAUCCGGAAAAGGAUACUUCAUCUACGGAGGCUCCACGAAAUUAGGUUCUUUGUUUGGUAAAAAGAAGAAAGUGAAUGAAGCUGCGGCUAGAAUUCUUCAAAAGCACCGCCUGAAUCCUGUUGUGAAUAUGUUAGUUUUUCAACAAUAUUCAAUGUUUUGA
Messenger RNA from Gongylonema pulchrum, 966 nucleotides. The record is from the annotation of a GenBank genome assembly. NCBI's taxonomy places the organism in Eukaryota, Metazoa, Nematoda, Chromadorea, Rhabditida, Gongylonematidae.